Messenger RNA from Scedosporium apiospermum, 1212 nucleotides. RefSeq lists its product as uncharacterized. Bases 1 to 1212 code for a protein of 403 amino acids. Lineage: Eukaryota; Fungi; Ascomycota; Sordariomycetes; Microascales; Microascaceae. The transcript has 6 exons. The record is from RefSeq and is a predicted model, not a curated record.
AUGCUGGACGAGUCUCUUGACCCUGCAGUUCUCGCCGUGCUGCCUCCUGGAAGUGAGGUUGUCGAUGUUCAUGAACACGGAACGGCGAGCUGGUCUUCGGGCUACAAGGUAGACGUGGAAGUGGAUGGAGAGGAAAAGGAGUACUUCCUUAAGGUUCUCCAACGGCACAAUCAUGUUGAGAUGGCUCGCGGCGAAUAUGAGAGCCAGAAGGCGUUGGCGGAGAUUUUGCCUGACAAUGUCGCCGUUCCGUUGGCCUUUGGGACUUUUCAGCUGGAUUCGUCCAAGUCCUUUUUUAUAACUCCGUUUCGUGAGCUCAUGGAUAAGAUAGCGACGCCCACAGCGCUCGCCGAACUCCUUAAAACUCUUCACACAACAUCCAGGUCACCUACAGGAAAAUUCGGCUUCCAUGUCCAGACGUUCAAUGGGGUCGUGCCCGUCAUCAACGAUUGGUGCGAUAGCUGGGAAGCUUGGUUCACGCGCCAGUUCAAGGCCGAUAUCCUCUGGGAGCAGAGUGUCUGCGGGCGUGAUCCAGAGUUCGAUGCUGUGGCAGACGAAUUCUUUGCCAAGGUGAUUCCCAGGCUCCUACGUCCACUUGAAACCGGGGGAAGAUCUAUCAAACCUUCUCUGUUGCAUGGAGACAUCUGGCACGGGAAUUGCCAAAUCGAUGCAGAUACGCAAAAGGUCAUCCUGUUCGACUCUUGCUGCUGCUACGGCCACAAUGAACUUGAUCUUCACAUGAUGAGGGAGCCGCGAUACAAGUUCUCUGAGAAACAAAGACACUUGAUAGAAUACAAGCGUAUCGUCGGCGUCUCAGAGCCCGUGGAAGACUUUGAUGAUCGAAACGCCCUUUAUGCGAUGCGCGACAACAUCAUCAAUUCAGGGCUUCACGAACAUCGGAGGUUCCUUCGGCAAAAGGUUAAGGAAGAGAUGCAGAGGCUCCUUGCAAAAUACCCAGAAGGGUUUGAAGGUUUUAAAAGGUCGAGAGGAAGCGAGUAUCCUUCGAAACCUCGUCCUGGCAAGGAGAAGUUGUUGUGCGCAAUACUUUGGGUUACUGCCCUACUGGCGCUUGUUACCAGCUACUACGUAGCAACGCUGGGAAGACCUUUCGAAGUCAUAAAGUUCCCUUCAUCUCAUCAGGGCCCCAAGCUGGACUUCGCUAUACCUGAAGACAAAGCGAUGGAAGAGGGAGUGGAUGAUAUUGUGAUUGGGUAG